AUGUUGACAAAGAAGCUUCAGCCUGUGCAGAGCUUCCUGUCGCUGGUUUCCAGAAGUGUGGGUCACUUCCCCAGACAGCACUAUGAUGUCAUCGUGGUGGGUGGGGGUCACGCGGGGACGGAGGCGGCGGCUGCAGCAGCAAGACUGGGAGCCGAGACUCUCCUGAUCACACAGAAAAUACACACCAUCGGUGCGCUGUCCUGUAACCCGUCUCUGGGUGGAGUGGGUAAAGGUCAUCUCGUGAGGGAGGUAGACGCUUUAGACGGACUGUGUGGGAGAGCCGGAGACUGGGCCGGGAUCAGCUUCUCCAUCCUUAAUCGUCGAAAAGGACCUGCUGUUUGGGGGCCAAGGGCACAGCUGGACCGUCAACGCUACAGGGAGUUUAUGCAGUCAGAGCUGCUGUCCACUCCCAGGCUGACGGUGAUGGAGGGGUCGGUGGAGGAGCUGCUGGUUACAGAUCCAAACCCGGAACAACCUGGACAACACAGAGUUAAUGGGAUCUGUUUGGCAAACAGCAGCCAUCCCAUCUCUGCAUCCUCAGUGGUUCUUACCACUGGUACCUUCCUGUCCGGAUCGCUCUUUAUAGGCCAGACUACAUCCCCUGGAGGUCGGAUUGGAGACGCUCCAUCAAGCGCGGGGUUGUCCCACACGUUGAGGGACAGGCUGGGGUUAAAGGUCGGAAGGCUGAGGACCGGGACACCUCCGAGGAUCGUGAAGGAUUCGGUGGAUCUGUCUUUGGCCACACUUAACCCUCCUGACAGCAGUCCAACUCCGUUUAGUUUCAUGAACACCCACACACGCUGUAGGCCAGAGGAGCAGCUGCCUUGCUACCUGACCUACACGACUCCUGGUGUGGAGAGAGUUGUGAGGGAGAGUCUUCAUCUCAACUGUCACAUACAGCAGGACGCCAAAGGCCCCCGGUACUGUCCCUCCAUCGAGUCAAGGGUGCUGCGCUUUCCUGGCCGAAGACACCAGGUGUGGCUGGAGCCCGAGGGGUUGACCUCUGACCUUUUAUACCCACAGGGUCUGUCUAUGACCAUGCCACCUGAUGUGCAGCUCCGCCUCAUUAGAGAAAUCCCUCCCCUGCACAAAGCAGAGAUCCACAUGCCUGGUUACGGGGUGCAGUAUGACUUUGUGUGCCCCACCCAGCUGAGCCCUUCUCUGCAGGUGAAGAGCACUCAGGGCCUGUUUCUGGCCGGUCAGAUCAACGGGACGACGGGUUACGAGGAGGCAGCAGCACAGGGCUUGUGGGCGGGGGUGAACGCUGGCCGCCGGGCCCUCUCCAAGCCUCCGGUGGCGCUGUCCCGAACUGAGAGCUACAUCGGCGUCCUCAUCGACGAUCUGGUGAGUCGGGGAGUUACGGAGCCGUAUCGCAUGUUCACCAGCCGAGCUGAGUUUAGAACAUCGCUGAGGCCAGACAACGCCGACCUGCGCCUCACGCUGAAAGGGUUUGAGUUGGGAUGCGUGUCCUCCUCACGACACCAGAAGGCCGUGCGAGUAAAAAACAGCCUCCAAGAUGCGCUGGCAGCCCUGCAGGCUCUCUCUCUGUCCACGACCAGCUGGAAGAGGAAGAUACCUGACGUCCAUGUGAGCGAGGCCAACAGCAACAUGCUGAGUGGGAUAGAAAUGCUGCAGUACAAGGACGUGUCCUUCCAAGUGCUGGCCUCCAUUUUUCCAGAAGUCCUUUUGCCUUUCAUGGAAUUCUCCCAAAGACUGAAGAUAGAAGCCGUGUACCGGCCUCACUGUGAGUCCAACAAAAGGGAGAUCCAGAGAAUCCAGGAGGAGGAGAACAUGUCUCUGCCUGAAGACAUCGAUUACCUGUCCCUGCCCGUGUCUCUGUCUCAGGAGGUCAGAGAGGUUCUGCACAGAGCUCGACCAAGCACCCUGGGCGCCGCGACGCGUCUGGAAGGAAUAACUCCUGCUGCGGUCGUCAAUCUCUUCAACUACGUGUGCUUUGCAGAGAAACGGAAGAAAACAUCGCACGGAAACCAGCGACGCCAAAAGGAGGGGAGAGAAGAGGAGCUGUGUGCAUCCUUACCUCAGUGACAGAUUAUCUUAGAAAAUAUUUAUUAUCUUGUAAAAUAAGUGAAUAAAAACAAGUAUUUUUACUUUUGAAAA
Molecule: messenger RNA, 2118 nt
Organism: Nothobranchius furzeri (turquoise killifish)
Lineage: Eukaryota; Metazoa; Chordata; Actinopteri; Cyprinodontiformes; Nothobranchiidae
Gene: mto1
Product: mitochondrial tRNA translation optimization 1
Biological process (GO): mitochondrial tRNA wobble uridine modification; tRNA methylation
Cellular component (GO): cytosol; mitochondrion
Molecular function (GO): flavin adenine dinucleotide binding
Source: RefSeq, a predicted model, not a curated record